Heterotrigona itama is the source of this 3365-nucleotide messenger RNA. The record is from the annotation of a GenBank genome assembly. Lineage: Eukaryota; Metazoa; Arthropoda; Insecta; Hymenoptera; Apidae.
AUGAAUUUAGGCGCGCUAAAGCAAAGUUCCGUAGAAGACCGUGAGAUGUCAAGUCGAUCGGGACCGCGAGCGAACAAAAGAACGGGAUUGGUCGCUUCGAAAACAUGUGUUUCGUUUCCCGCCUCGUGGGUUGUUAUUGUGUGGGGGCCCCGCCAGUCCGGUGAGCCGAGUGUAGAGAGCAUAGGGCCUAGGCCAGAAUCGAACCGCCGUUGGGUUGGCUCUUCGGUACGGUGGUGGCUCUGUCCAACUGGUGACCGACCGUGGUCCGUCCGUCAUAUUCCCGGUUUGAAAGCAAGGUUGCGACUAGUUGUUGCGACGCAGGAAGGUGUAGUGAUCCGUGUCAAGGAACUUGUUCUUGACAAUUGUCGGAGUACACAUAUAGUAGGUCUGACAGAUGAGUUUGUUGCAUUAGAAUCGUUAAGUCUCAUUAAUGUGGGUCUUACCAGUCUAAAAGGCUUCCCAAAACUAUCGAGUCUUAAAAAGUUGGAACUUAGUGAUAACAGAAUUUCUGGAGGUUUAAAUCUUCUUCAAUCAAGUCCCAAACUAACUCAUCUUAAUCUUAGUGGAAACAAGAUCAAAGAUCUUGAUACACUUCAACCUUUAAAAGAGUUUAAAAAUUUAAAAAAUCUGGAUCUUUUUAACAAUGAAGUAACAAAUUUGGACAAUUAUAGAGAAAAAGUUUUUAGCCUUAUUCCCAGUCUUCGAUGUCUUGAUGGAUUUGAUACAGAUGAUUGUGAAGUAGAUAGUGAAGGGGAAGAUGAUGAAGUAAAUGGAAAUGAAGAUGGAGAUGGAGAUGCUAAUGAAGAAGAUAGUGAGGAAGAAUCGUCUCCUGCUCGAGGAAAGAAGAGAAAACAUGAAGAUGGAGAUUCAGGGAACUAGAACCAUAAAAAACAGGUUUCUGAUACUGUUGAAUGAGUGUAAAAUUCAUAUAAAUAAUAAUAACAAUUGAGACACCGAGUGAACAUCUGGGAAUCAAAUUAAUUGACCGACCAAUGACAGACUACUACAGUUAGUGGUGUGAAUUUAUCAGUAAAUCAUUGACUGACAAAUUGUCUGUGGAACAACAAACCAUUGCGAAGAAGAGGAAUGUGAAUGAAAAUGAAAAAAAGGAUAAUGAUGGCAUAAAAUAGGACUGCAUUCCAGCUGGGCACAGCGCGUUUUAGUUAUACUAACGAUAUUUUAUAUAGAGUAUAUAGUUAGAGUAUUAGUGGUGUUGCAUAGUGAGUGAAAGAUCAGAUAUUGAAGGACUUGGAAAAGGCAACAGUGGAGUUUUACACUUGAAGGAGCAUAUUUGUCUGUUAGCUCCAGUCGGCCAAAGGCUGGUCACGCUGGAAUGCAGUCAUCGUUAAUCAGUACUAAGAUUACAUAAGUUACAUUUUAAAUACAUUAUUAUUGUACCAUGGAUAAGUAUAGAGUAAAUGAGGAACAAUUUUUUGUACAGGUUUACACCAUACAUUGAGGUGCAUUACGCCUCUGUGAUUUUUGGGACAGAAAAUAAAGAGAUAAAUAUAUGUUGCUCAUACAUUGAGCUUAUAUCUAUGAAAGAUGUAUUAAGAUAAGAAUUUACAUCAUAAGAUUGAAAAAAUGAAAAAAAAAAGUAUGUACAUUUCAUUUAUUAAAGUAAUAAUGUUUAAAAUGUAUAAUUGAUACAAACAAAAGAAAAAAAUCAGUAAUAUUUUAGUAUUUUCAGUUUCAUUAUUUUGAUAUAAGUUAAACAGUUUUGAUAUUUUAAAGACUUUUGGAAGGAACUGCGAAGUAGUUUGCAAAAGCAUAAUUAAUGAAUAUUGUAAUAUUCUGACUAGUAAUUUUUAGUAAAUUUUAAGUUUCAGGUGUUUAUGUAUAAUGGCAAUAAUAUGCCGCACUAACAUGUCUGUUAAGAUUACUGCUGUUUACUUUUGGGCAUUCCAUGUGCUACGUGUUAUGCUCUAAUAUGACAAAUUUAUUUGUUUAAUAAAAUUGUCAUAUUUUCCUAUUUAUAAUUGCAAAUAUGCAACUACAAUAAUUAGACGUUUUUUUAUAUUAAAAAAUCGUAUGAUUUGUUUACGAUUUACAAAUUACUUAAUGAAUUUGUAUUGUUUAUAUGUAACAAUAAGUUCAAAUAUUGGAACAUGAUAUUAAACAAAAACAAAAAAUCAAAAUUAUCAUAAAUUACCAUAAUUACCUUUAAUUUCUGUCUCUGAAGUUACCAUAGCGCUGACACAUCUCGUGAUCAUUAAAGUGCGAAGUUAAUGAGUAAUGAUCAUUAAUAUUAUUAUUAAUAUUAAAUUACAAUUAUGAUUUAAAAAAGGUAACAAAUAUUUACACUUGCGCUUUCGCACUUUUGAAUUGUAUUUAAAAAAAAAAAGAAACGCAAAAUUUAGAUUAGAGUGGAAAGAUAAAAUCUCGAGAAAUAGGCGCAAAAAUAAAAGAUGGAUCAGACGAUGUAGUUAAUGGUGAGACUGUGGCAAGUGGAUUACUGAACGGACUACCAAUUAACUACGUGAUCGUGAGAAUGGAUGGGAGUGAAAUAGCGAGUGAGAGUGCAAGAGAGGAUCGGUUUUAUAAGAAAAAAAUUAUGGUAGAGUCGAGGAUCUGGCGCCUCUUUGUCGCCAGUUUGGUUAUGGCCUUAUCCAAUUUUUCCAAGACUAAAGCAAAUUUAUAUUAGGUACAAUGAGUAUAUGACAUGUACAGGUCCAAAUCUGUAAAUUUCCAAUCUGCAAUUUGUAAUUGCGGCUCGCGCGAAUGUCGUAUUAAAAGUUAAAUUAUAAAUAAUUAAAAAAAUUAAAUUAUAAAUAAUUAAACAUUCCGCGCGCCCCGCGACACACUUUUGUCAAUUGCACUUUUGGAUAGACCAUUUACAUAAGGGAAUCUAUCACUUUCUAUUAUCAGAUCUAUAACAUCUCUGUAUUGUCUGUCUGUUCCGUUGUUAAAGUGGAUUUUUAUCAUAACGUUUGUUUAUUUCGAGCAAUCCUCAUCACAAAAUAAGAAAAAAUAAUUUAUUAAUAAAAUCAUUUACAAAUCAAGGAUGAUGUGUGAUAAAUAUUAAUAUAUUUUCCACUUUCUAAUCCAUAUCUAUAUAUAAAUAAGAUAUUAAAAAUUUUAUUUUUACUUUAAUUUUCUCUUAAAUCUAUGUAAUAUGUAUAUACUAUUUAUAUAUACAUAUAACGAAGAUGUAAGCAAUAGAGAUAUGUUGAUUUUGAAUAUAAAAGUUAUAAUUGGAAGUUUUCGAAUAUUAGAGUUGCUAUAACUUUUAUAUUCUAAAUGAAAACAACUUUUAUUGGUUACAUUUUCCAUUUUUUCUUUCGUGUUUUAGAUAAUUAAUAGCUGAAAUAUUUAAAAUAUCACUUACAAUUAAUUUUAUAUUUUAAGUUUAAUUUUAUUUUUAA